Molecule: messenger RNA, 2198 nt
Organism: Rana temporaria (common frog)
Lineage: Eukaryota; Metazoa; Chordata; Amphibia; Anura; Ranidae
Gene: SFXN2
Product: sideroflexin 2
Exons: 12
Coding region: 176-1144 (322 amino acids)
Biological process (GO): monoatomic ion transport; serine import into mitochondrion
Cellular component (GO): mitochondrial inner membrane
Molecular function (GO): monoatomic ion transmembrane transporter activity
Source: RefSeq, a predicted model, not a curated record
UUGCUUUCCAGCUGGCAUAGGAGCUGUGGGCAGAGCCCUGAGUUCGCAUGUGAUUGGCUAAUGUUAGUGAUGCUGGCUUCUGAUUGGCUGGCUGUCCUGCAGUCGUUAGCGUGGACGGAAGGAGCGCUGGGUGAAUGAGUUGUAGUUGGCGGCGGUGCAGGAAAGGCGAGGAAGUAUGGAAGUCGAUGUUUCCAGGUUUAAUAUUGACGCCCCAAGAUGGGAUCAGAGUACAUUCAUCGGUCGCUUGAAGCACUUCUUCAAUAUUACAGACCCCAGGACAGCGGUUGUGUCUGAGCAGGAGCUGGACAGAGCGAAGCUGCUUGUUGAGGCUUGCAGAGCAGGUGGCGCUCCACCGGGUACCAGCAUAGAACAACUGCACUACGCCAAGAAGCUGUACGACUCCGCCUUCCACCCUGACACCGGAGAUAAGAUGAACAUGAUUGGCAGAAUGUCGUUCCAGGUCCCUGGAGGAAUGGCGAUCACUGGCUGCAUGCUACAGUUUUACAGGACUGUUCCCGCUGUGGUGUUUUGGCAAUGGGUUAAUCAGUCGUUUAACGCACUUGUAAAUUAUACCAAUCGGAAUGCAGCAUCUCCCAUCACACCUGGGCAAAUCGGAGUGGCCUAUUUGACAGCUACCAGCACUGCGCUGGCUACAGCAGUGGGGCUUAACCUGUAUACCAAGAAAGCUCCGCCGCUGAUUGCUCGUUGGGUUCCUUUUGCUGCUGUUGCUGCUGCCAACUGUGUCAACAUUCCUAUGAUGAGACAGCAGGAACUAAUUAAUGGAAUUGCUGUUACUGAUGAAAAUGACAAUAAGCUGGGACACUCAAAAAAAGCUGCAAUCAAAGGCAUUAGUCAAGUGGUAAUGUCCCGAAUUGCAAUGGCUGCCCCUGGGAUGAUCCUCUUGCCAAUUUUGAUGCAGAAGCUGGAGUCUUUCCCCUUUAUGAGAAAAAUCCAUUUCCUUCAUGCUCCCUUGCAAGUUACAUUAGCUGGUGGAUUCUUGCUGUUCAUGGUUCCUGUGGCUUGUUCAUUGUUUCCACAACGAUGUUCUAUGGCUGUGAGUAGUCUGGAACCAGAGCUUCGAGAUUCUAUCCAUAAGGAAUAUGGAGACAGAAUUCAGUAUGUUUACUUUAACAAAGGAUUAUAACCACUGGACAUAUAGAGCAAAAUGUAUCCAAACCCAGGAAUCAGCUUUAUCCAGAGCCAAGACCCACUUUGUGUUCUGCCUGCCAAGAAAGUUUUAAUCCCCCUUGGAGCUGCAUAUAGCUUUGUUUUUUUCCUGAAAAAUAAUAUGCCUUCACAUGGAAUAGAUGUUUUAUAAAUUCAUUAUUCUUUUUGAAAUUUCUGAACUUUCUUUAUAAAGAAUGACUUUUGGCAUGCUUUCUUAAAGCACAUUUAAAGUCUAACUUUGACCUCUUUUAUACCCUCUUGCUAUCCUAUCAUCUAAGCCUGUACAAAAUUCUGUGUUAUACUUGCCACCUAGUCCGGGCACCUCCUAGGUGACCAGGUCUGAAAAAAAGUACCAUAAGAAACCCCAUUGCUGUAAAUGGGUGACAUACAGGCAGAGCCAGACACCCAGUGGCCCCAUCUGCAAAAAGAACCAACCCUUUGCCAGCAGUGUUCUUCCAAUUGGAAUGUUUUUGAGUCCGGCUAGCUGCUUACAGGUUAGUUUUUUUAGAGUUUUUGUAGCUGCUUAAAUUAUAAAGCAUUUUCUUAAAUGGGAGGGGGGUGAGGAGAGGUGUAAAAUUAGGUAUUCGCUAGCCAUACACUGAUGAAUAAAAAAAUUCAAAUUAAAAAAAUACAUGUCCUCCAUCUGGGCAGAUGGUCGAAUCGCUCAUGCCAGGUAAUUGUAUUUUUACAGCCGACAGCGGUAGAUGCCUGAAUACCUGAACAGCGCCUCCAUCUGUUUGGAUGCAGCUGCUGUUCAUCCAUAAUUUUCCAGCUGGCCCCUUUGCUGUUGGGCAGAAGGGGGGCCAACAGCACCACCCAUGGAUUGAAUUUUGUCUGCCUUAUAAGGAACCAAUUGAAACUGGCACAGUGUAUGGCCAGCUUUAGGUUAGAUCUAAGGUGUGCUUCAAUAGUCCAUUCUUUAUUACACAACAGAACCAAAGAUAUUCAUCAGUAUUUGUAAAAGGAAAUUUGUUAAAGAAAUGAAAUGUCCUCCUGGCUGCUAUAUUUUAAUUAAAACCUGUUCUAUUGCA